AUGCUACUCCUGCUGCCACUGCUGUCCUUGUUGUUGGGUGGGUCCCAGGCUCAGCUAGAGGAGUACUGGCUGCAGGUGCAGGAGUCGGCGUCGGUGCAGGAGGGCCUGUGCGUGCUGGUGUCCUGCUCCUUCUCCUACCCCAGGGACGACCGCUGGAUUGACUCUCAGCCGGCUUAUGGAUACUGGUUCGAAGAAGGGACCAACACGAACAAGGGGGAUCCAGUGGCCACGAACAACCCACAUCGAAGGGUGCAAUCUAGGACCCAAGGCCGAUUCCAGCUCAUGGGGGACCCCAACAGAGAUGACUGCUCCCUGAUGAUCAAAGAUGCACAGUGGCGGGACAGGGCGACCUACUUCUUCCGCGUGGAGAGAGGACCCAUAGUGAAAUUUAAUUUCCAGAAAAAGUUCUCUCUGGAAGUGACAGACCUAACUCAGAAGCCAGAUGUCUUCAUUCCCGAGACCCUGGAGCCCGGGAAGCCUGUGAGCGUUCUCUGUGUGUUUAAYCAAGCCUUUGAGCAAUGCCCGACCCCUUCUUUCUCCUGGACCACGGCUGCCAUCCCCUCCCAAAGAACAAGGCCACCAACCUCCCACUCCUCAGUGCUCAGCCUCACCCCACAGCCCCAGGACCACGGCACUAGGCUCACCUGUCGAGUGGACUUCGGCAGACCAGGCAUCAGCACACACAGGACCGUCCAACUGAGUGUGGCCUAUGCCCCUCGAGAGCCUGUCAUCCAAGUUCUCCACAACAAUGCAUCCGCGCUGGGCUCCCAGCACCUCUCCCUGAGCCUCUCUGUGCACUACCCCCCAAGGCUGCUGGGACCCUCCUGCUCCUGGGAGGCCCAGGCUCUGCUCUGCAGCUGCUCCUCCUGCGCCUGGCCGSCCCCCUCCCUGCACUGGCGGCUGGGGGAGGGGCUGCUGGAGGGGAACAGCAGCAAUGCCUCCCUCAGGGUCASCUCYAGCUCCGCGGGGCCCUGGGCCAACAGCUCCCUGAGCCUGCACGGGGCGCUCAGCUCCGACCUCAGGCUGAGCUGUGAGGCCCAGAACGCCCAUGGCACCCAGAGCGCCACCGUCCUGCUGCUGCCAGAGGAGGCGUCUGUCCCCACCGCGUUCUCCCGCGGAGUGUUUCUGGGAAUCGGCGUCAUGACGGUCCUCUCCCUCUGCAUCAUCCUGGCCAUCGUGAAGACUCUGAGGAAGGCGCCGCCCCAGGCAGGGGCGAGGCCCAAGGUGUCCCGCGGCAGCACCAUCCUGGAAUAUAUCAACGUGGUCCCCAAGGCCGCCCGCAGGGCUCAGGAUCGGAAGGCUACACCAAGCAGCCCUUCUCGGACCCCCUCUCCAGGCACUCACUCCCCAGAACCAAAGAAGAAUCCAGAGGAGCUGUAUUCUGUUCCCCUCGGUUGCCCAAAGCCCAGAUCGUCCACCCAAGCUCUGGACCCCAAGAAUGACCCAGAGGAGCUCCAYUAUGCUACUCUCACCUUCCCAGGCCACAGACCGUGGGCCACCCACAUGCCCAAAGACACCCACACAGAUUACGAGGAAAUCAAGUUCCACUGA
Molecule: messenger RNA, 1551 nt
Organism: Urocitellus parryii (Arctic ground squirrel)
Lineage: Eukaryota; Metazoa; Chordata; Mammalia; Rodentia; Sciuridae
Source: RefSeq, a predicted model, not a curated record